Gossypium arboreum is the source of this 423-nucleotide messenger RNA. RefSeq lists its product as uncharacterized. The record is from RefSeq and is a predicted model, not a curated record. Lineage: Eukaryota; Viridiplantae; Streptophyta; Magnoliopsida; Malvales; Malvaceae. The coding region runs from base 1 to 423 and encodes 140 amino acids. The transcript is spliced from 3 exons.
AUGGCACCUUAUGAGGCCCUAUAUGGUCGGAAGCGUCGCCCUCUACUUUGUUCAAACGAGUUAGGUGAGAGGAAGGUUAUAGGACUGGAUUUAGUUGCUGAGACUGAGGAUAAGAAAAAAUCUUAUGCAGAUCUUAAGAGGAAAGAUAUUGAGUUUAAGGUGGGGGAUUGUGUCUUCCUUAAAGUAUCUUCAAGGAAAAAAGUUCUCAAAUUUGGUCACAAGGUUUUAGUUGAGGAGAUUGAGUUGAUGCUGGAUUUUUCCUUUAAGGAAGAGCCAGUACAGAUUCUGGAUCGUGAGGUUAAGGUCUUGAGGAGAAAGACCAUUCUGUUAGUUAAGGUUCUAUGGUGGAAUCAUGGUUCAGAAGAAGCCAUUGGGAGUCUGAGGACUCAAUUCGACAAAAAUACCUACAUCUUUUUGAAAUAG